UUCCACCAGUAGUUGGGACUCUUUAUAUUCAUCUUCCUUGUAUUAUCAUCCUUUAUCUUCUUCACAUCUUGGUUUUCCUUGUAUUAUCAUCCUUUAUCUUCUUCACAUCUUAGUUUAAACCUCUAGUUACCAAUAUCAACCAUGCCAACUUCUUCAAUCUCUUCAUCCCAGCCUUCUCAGGACCAGUAUCUCAAGACCCUGUUAGAAUCAGCCCGGCCCUUUCUCCGCGGUGAGCUUGAGUUUGUUGAUCCUAAGCUGCCUUCUCUGGUUGCUGUUCUUCGAUCUGUUGGUGCUGGGGAAUGCUGGCACAAGCACGGAAGCUUCCUCGAUCACCUGGUUGAUAUAUACAAGAUCCUCAAGCUCUGGAAAGCCCAGGAUUCUGUUUGUCUUUGUGGUCUUUUUCAUUCUGCUUAUUCCAAUUCUUAUGUCAAUCUUGCAAUCUUUGAUCCCUCGACGGGUCGUGACACGGUGAGGGAUCAUGUUGGUGAGGCUGCAGAGCGGUUGAUUCACUUGUUCUGCAUAGUCCCUAGGCAGCCCCUCAUUCAUGAUGAUCUUUUGUUCAAGUACUCUGAUUCGGAGCUUGUUGAACACCUUAAGGUUUCAGAGGUUUCGUUGAGGAAUGCGAAAGAGAAGGGGGUGUUUGAUGGGGAUGAAUCUUGGAGGAAGAAGGUACAAGCACUUGUUCCUGCAAGUGGGAUUACUAUAAAGCAUAUCAAGACUGGCGAAGAUGUUCUUGUUUCCAGAAGGGUGGUUGCAGUUUUCCUGAUGAUGACAAUGGCUGAUUUCAGUGACCAGUUAUUUGGUUUCCAGGAUGCCUUGUUUGAUAACUCAAACGGGCGCCUCGAGUUUUCUGGGAACAGUUUUACCGCCUUAUGGCCUGGCGAUGGGAAGCCGGGGCUCUGGCUGAAUUCCAUAUCAAGAAUGGGUGCUAUAUACAGUCUUCUAGUCAGGGAAGAAGAGAUUUUCAUUGAAGAAAGGAAAAGGGGCAAUGACAAUGGUUUGGAUCGCGACAGGGACGAGGACUUAGAGCUUGUGAUCCCCCCAGUUUUCGCGAAAUGCACAAAGGUACUGGAUGCAGGGGAUCAGAAAGCUGCCAGGGAGCUGUAUUGGGAAGGUGUUUGUGACAUGUCUAAAGGGGAACUAGGCCUGGAUGGAGUUGAGAAGGUGCUGAGAAUGAGUGUGGAGAAGAACCCUUAUGUUGGGGAGCCUUAUGUGGUGCUGGCUCAGAUAUGUUUGAGCCAGGGGAGGUAUGAAGAGGCUGAGAAAGAGGCUGAGAGAGGGCUGACACUUUUGCUGGAGUGGGGGAGUCCCUGGGACAAAAGAAUGUCAUGGGAAGGAUGGGUUGCUUGGGCCAGAGUUCUGGUGAUGAAGGCCAGGGAGAAAUCUUGGCCCCAGACUUCUUGGGGGAUUCUCAAUCUGGGCCUGGUCAGGUAAAAGCUUGUGGUGGUUGUUAAUUGUUACUCACUCUGGUACAUAAUACAGACCGUUUGACUUUUUAGAUGUAACUUUAGGUGCUUUGACCAUAUAGCAAAUAUUAAUAUUUUUUGUAAUUUUUUUUUUACUGAAUAAAAAUAUAAAUGUUAAAUUUUUA
Messenger RNA from Daucus carota subsp. sativus, 1591 nucleotides. RefSeq lists its product as uncharacterized. NCBI's taxonomy places the organism in Eukaryota, Viridiplantae, Streptophyta, Magnoliopsida, Apiales, Apiaceae. The transcript has a single exon. The record is from RefSeq and is a predicted model, not a curated record. The coding region runs from base 142 to 1434 and encodes 430 amino acids. Gene Ontology annotation, molecular function: protein binding.